Alternaria rosae is the source of this 2547-nucleotide messenger RNA. RefSeq names its product P-loop containing nucleoside triphosphate hydrolase protein. The transcript has 3 exons. Bases 206 to 2494 code for a protein of 762 amino acids. Lineage: Eukaryota; Fungi; Ascomycota; Dothideomycetes; Pleosporales; Pleosporaceae. Gene Ontology annotation, molecular function: ADP binding; protein binding. The record is from RefSeq and is a predicted model, not a curated record.
UCUUCUCGAAUUCCUUACACCAAGCUCUAACGAAUUACUCGAUCUGCAUGAGUCGUUCUUGACACAUUUUCGUUCAGUGUUCAUUUGCAAUUUCUUCGAAACCAAGCCCAUCAGUAUCAGUGGAAUUCCUUUAUUCUUAGUUGUUACGAAGAACUCAGCCGUCAUCGAUGGACAUCGCUCAGUCCCUAUACCUACCAAUCACAAAAUGCUUCAGCGAUUCGAAUCAGCUCAUGAUCCAAACUACGGUAUUUUCAAGUCACACCUACAGGAAGGUCUCAAGAUCAUCCUCGAGAAGAGUACAGCGAAGCAGCGAGACCUGGGUCUUACAUACACUGUACCUUUUCGGCUGAAAGAUGCCACCUUGUGCGGUCAAUUUAUUGGCAGAGCGAAAACAUUGACGGAGAUAUCUGAGUACUUUGAGCAGCUACCAGAUAUUCCAAGAAGACAGGUACUCGUUCUACAAGGUCUUGGUGGCAUAGGAAAGACGCAGCUGGCGAUACACUACGCAGUCCAGAGUCAAGAUAGAUACACCGCAAUAUUCUGGACUAACGGCAGGACAGAAGCUGAACUAAGACUUAGCUUGGCUGCGCUAGCCGAGCAGAUCCCACUCCCACAAGUCCUAACCCCGUCCGGAAAGCUCAAGAAAGGUAAUGUUGGACUCGAGCAGGCAAUCGACGCAGUAAUGAAAUGGUGUGAGCAAAAGACCAAUACCAAAUGGCUAUUGAUAAUCGACAAUGUUGAUUCUCAAAUGAAGGCUGUCGUGGGGCUACAAGAAGGUAGUGACGCGUCAUACGACAUCCGAAAAUACAUACCAUCUGUCAACCGCGGACAUAUACUAAUUACGACAAGACUAUCAAGACUGUGUCGUCUAGGGGCUGGAAUCAAUGUGAAGGAAAUGGAUGAAGAUGAAGGGUUGGACCUUAUCAGUCGGGCUUCAGGACGACCAGCGAAUGAGACAGGCUUUCGAGACAUCAUUAAAAAGCUCCACGGCUUGCCGCUGGCACUAUCCCAUGCUGGAGCUUAUAUCAACGAAGCAGGAAUCUCGGCUGCAAAGUACCUCGAGCACUACAAUCGCAAGUCCAGUCUUCUCUUAGAUCAAGAGGACCCCUUUACGUACGAGCAUGGGUCGAUAUCAUCAAGCUGGGAGAUGUCUCUCGCGGCUGUAGAGACUCGAGAUUCAUUUGCCGGCAAACUGCUAAUGCUUUGGGCGUUUCUAGACAGUUUUGAUGUGUGGUGGGGCCUAUUUCAAUCAGCUAUGGACAACACGAAUGGACUUGGUGUAGUGCAAAGUAGUCUGCAAUUGUGGAAUACUUCCCAACGAGGUGUGACGGAAGACAAGACCGAGAAUCAGCCAUUUGGACAACUCGAUUGGCUUAGCACUAUCGCAAGCAAUGAAGCGAUCUUCAUUGGGGCUGUUAAAGCUCUGCGCGAGUUCUCGCUCGUCGAGAGCAGUAAAGGUGUGUCCGGUGGCUUUUCGAUACACCCAGUGGUUCAUGAAUGGUCAAAAGGGAGACAAAACACCCAUAUAUGGCACGAAAACCUUGACCGGGCUAUUACAGUGGUCGGUAGAGCUGUACCUUUGGCUCAUCACAAGGAUUUCUGGGUCCUCUCACGUCGCUUAACACCAGUGAUCGAUCAUCUGAUCCGCAUGAUAAAGAUAGCGGAUCCCCUUCUCUUAUCGGCCUUCGACUCAAUGGUCGGUCUCGCGUUUCAUGAAUUCGAUCGGGGAAAGUAUAAAGCUGCGAGCGCGCUAUAUGAGAUCAUCAUACCGGGCCUGCAAAACGCACUGGGUUUGGAGCACCCGAAAACACAUCUCAACAUCCAUAACCAGGCCAUAUGCUAUCGAGAACUUGGAGAUUACGAGAAGUCAGAAGCAGCCCUGAGAUGGAGGCUCGAAAUAACGACUCGAGUAGAGGGAGAGGACGCCGUACCUAGUCUGAGGGUUGUGUAUGAUCUUGGUCGACUGUGCAUGGUUCAAAAUAGAGCUAUUGAAGCAUACGAUUAUUUCACGCAAUGCUUAGCUGGGUACUUGAGGACUGAACCUAAUUCCAUGCGAGCGUUCGAUACCAAACGCCAGCUUGGCUUGGCAGGCCAACAGAUCGGGAAGCUGGACGAAGCGCACGUGUUACACCAGACCGUGCUCGAACACUUCAAGAAGGAACUAGGGUCGGAUCAUGUUUUGACCCUGCUCGCGGUUCGGGAUCUGGGUGUCGUGUAUCAUCGCUAUGGCCGACUGGAAGAAGCUGUUACAUGGCUUCGACAAGCACUUGAAUCUCUGGAAAGUCAGACUGAGCCCACGCACAAAUAUGUCUUGGAGACCUUGGAAGAUCUGGGAAAAGUGUAUGAGGAUAUGGGAUGGAUCACGCUAGCCGAAGAAGCCUAUGUACGAGCACUUGAUGGGUAUAACGAGGACUCUAUUGGCGUGCCGGGUAAGAAGAAAGACUUGCAGGAGAGUGUCGACCGGCUCCGAACGAUGAGAGAAGGAUCAAAAUGACAGUGAUAGGUCCAAGGUCAGAGUCCAAAUCACAUCAAUUUUGCUCUCAGCGA